Molecule: messenger RNA, 520 nt
Organism: Sinocyclocheilus anshuiensis
Lineage: Eukaryota; Metazoa; Chordata; Actinopteri; Cypriniformes; Cyprinidae
Product: ras GTPase-activating protein-binding protein 2-like
Exons: 4
Coding region: 14-520 (168 amino acids)
Cellular component (GO): cytosol; ribonucleoprotein complex
Molecular function (GO): mRNA binding
Source: RefSeq, a predicted model, not a curated record
GUGUGUGAGAGAGAUGGUGAUGGAGAAGCCGAGCCCCCUGCUCGUAGGAUGUGAGUUUGUGCGGCAGUACUACACGCUCCUUAAUAAAGCACCGGAUUACCUGCACAGGUUUUACGGCCGGAGCUCCUCGUAUGUUCACGGCGGUCUGGACGGCAGCGGGAAGCCGGAGGAGGGGAUGUUUGGUCAGGCGGAGAUCCAUAAGAAGGUGAUGUCUCUGCAGUUCGGCGAGUGCCACACUAAGAUAAGGCGCGUGGAUGCCCAUGCCACGCUGGGGGAUGGGGUGGUGGUGCAGAUGAUGAGCGAGCUGUCCAAGAGCGGCCGGCCCAUGAGGAGGUUCAUGCAGAUGUUUGUGCUCGUUCCGGAGGGCUAUUCUGUCAAUAAGUUCUAUGUGCACAAUGACAUCUUCUGCUAUGAAGAGGAGGUGUUUGGAGACUCUGAGGCUGAGCUGGGAGGUAAAACUACAGAACACACACAUGUUUACAUGGCAGACGUGUUAUUUAGGUCUAAUGCAUGUACAUGA